UUCUUCUUCUUUUCUUUUCCUUUCCUUUCCUUUCCUUUCCAUCUCCAUGUGGCUGCAGUCUCCUGUCUGCUCUCUUUCCUAGCUACUUCCUCUUUCCCUUUUAAAAAAUUAGAACUUCUCUCUCUCUUUUUUUUUUUUUUUUUUUUUUUUUUUUUCUUUUAGCUAAUAAAUUUAAUAAUUUUAUUAAUUAUUCUCUUUCAGUUGAUUCUUUCCUUCCAUCUUCUCUUUUGUUGAUGUGAUCAACUUUCUCGGGGUAAGAGAUGGUUGCAGAAUCGUGGUUUCGUGGUUUGUGGAAGAUCCCACGUAAGCAUGAAUCUGGUCCUGAGAAGGUGGUAAUUGGGGUUCUGGCCUUUGAAGUUGCUAGCUUGAUGUCUAAGUUAGUCCACUUAUGGCAGUCCUUGAGCGAUAAACAGGUUUUAAGGUUGAGAGAGGAGAUAUCAAAUUCUGUGGGUAUAAAGAAGCUUGUAUCAGAGGAUGAUGAUUUCAUUGUUAGUUUGAUUUGUGCAGAGUUGAUUGAAAGUAUGGUACAUGUUGCAAAAUCUGUGGCCAGAUUAGGGAUGAAAUGUUCUGACCCUGGUCUGAAGAGUUUUGAGCAUGUUUUUGAUGACUUGAUUAAGCUUGGUACUGACACAUAUGGGUGGGAAUUCUCAUAUAAGAAAAUGGAUAAGAAAGUUAAAAGGAUGGAGCGUUUUAUUUCAAUUAAUGCUACCUUGUAUCAAGAGAUGGAAAUGCUUGCAGACCUUGAGCAGACCGUGAAGAGAAUGAAGAGCAAUGAUACUGAGCCAGAUAAUAUACUUGAUUAUCAGAAGAAGCUUGUUUGGAAACGACAUGAAGUGAAGAAUCUGAGGGAGCUAUCUCUUUGGAAUAGAACGUAUGAUUAUACACUCCGUCUUUUAGUGAGAUCACUGUUCACUAUAUUUAGUAGAAUCAAUUAUGUGUUUGGCAUUAAUCUGAUGGCUUCCUCUGGGAACUCAAAAUUUUUGGAUUCUGAUCACAUUUACCGGAGUCAGUCAGUUUCAGCGCUGUUGCAGGCUUCAGUUCACCCUUCAGAGAGCAAUAGGAUCCCUAGAUUCUCUUCUGGCCCCCUUGGUGGGUAUAUUGCAAAAUCAGGCCCAAUUUCAAAAUCAAAUAAAGCCAAUCAUUUUUAUUUGGGUCCUCUUGGUGGUCCAACAACAAAAUCAGGUCCCAUUUCUGGAAAGACUAGAAAUGGGAAGUUCUUUUCAGGUCCUCUUGGAAAGCCAACAACAAAGUCAGGGCCGAUUUCUGCCAUAACUAAAGGCAGCAAGAAGCUGUGGCAGACUCCUCAGUCACCGGCCAUACAGGAGAAGAAAUCACACUCAAAACCGAAUAGAUUGACUCAAGUUGGACCUUUUAAAGGAUGCAUGGUAGCUUCCAAUAGUUCGCCUAUUGCUAAUUGCUAUAUAAGAUCCACUGCUGUUCAGUCAGGAAUUCUGAAUGAAGCCAAGGAAAAUAACACUGACCAGUUUUCUCAAGGCAGCAUUGCUCAUACUAUGCCAUCAAUAUUCAUUUCCCAGUUCAAGUUAUUGUGUGCUCUUCCUGAUACUCUUGGAGCUGCUGCUUUAGCAUUGCAUUAUGCAAAUGUUAUUAUAGUAAUUGAAAAGCUGGCUGCCUCUCCUCACUUAAUUGGUCAGGAUGCAAGAGAUGACCUAUACAAUAUGUUACCUCUGAAUGUUAGAAAUGCACUGAGAGCAAGACUAAAGCCAUACGCUAAAAACUUGGUUUCCUCAGUUUAUGAUACUACUCUUGCAGGAGAAUGGACUGAGGCAAUAGCGGCAAUAUUAGAAUGGCUGGCCCCACUUGCUCACAACAUGAUAAGAUGGCAAUCAGAACGCAGCUUUGAGCAGCAGAACUUUGUUUCUAGGACAAAUGUGCUCCUGGUACAGACCCUUUACUUUGCAAAUCUGGAGAAGACAGAAGCAACAAUAACUGAGCUUCUUGUUGGUCUUAAUUACAUUUGGAGACUUGGGCGAGAACUUAAUGCAAAAGCUUUGCAGGAGUGUGCUAGUGGUAGAGUACUUGAUGAGUAUUUGGAACUGGAUAACUAACAUUUUCACCAAAGCAGGGUCAGUCACCAUCAUAUUUCAAUAUCCAACAUGACUGGUUUCAGGGUUUGUAUAUGGGUAAAACUCCCACAUCAGGCAGAUACAGGCACUUGUGGCUGGAGAAACGUAUUUCAUUUGGUGGAUGUCGAGGAGAUUAAGCCCCUAUCUGGGAUUUCCUGCACCAAGAGGCAGUUCUUAGUGAGUUUGAGGUAUAGUUUGAGCUUCCAAGCACUAGUUUUAUUAUUCCUUUUGCGAGUGAAAUCCCCUCUUUUUGGCCAUUGAAAACAAUGGCUUCCCCUAUCCUUUUCCUCGUGAAUUUAGUAUAGCGUUAUUAAUUUAGCUGUUAUUGAUGAUUUGUGUAUAAUAUUAGCAUAAUUUAUCUAUAUUAAGUGUAAAUUUAUCA
Ricinus communis (castor bean) is the source of this 2466-nucleotide messenger RNA. Its product is annotated as protein PSK SIMULATOR 1. Lineage: Eukaryota; Viridiplantae; Streptophyta; Magnoliopsida; Malpighiales; Euphorbiaceae. Gene Ontology annotation, biological process: positive regulation of growth. Bases 261 to 2066 code for a protein of 601 amino acids. The record is from RefSeq and is a predicted model, not a curated record. The transcript is spliced from 2 exons.